GACGGGUGCGCGCCGCGGCUUGGGGGAGAGUUAAGCGCUUUUCCCCCCUUUUUUUUUUUUUUUUCUCCUCUUCUUCUUAAACAAACCACAAACGGAUGUGAGGGAAGGAAGGUGUUUCUUUUACUCCUGAGCCCAGACACCUCUCUCUGUUCCGUCUAAGCUUGUUUUGCUGAACACUUUUUUUAAAAGGAAAAGAAAAGGAGUUGCUUGAUGUGAGAGUGAAAUGGACGUAAGAUUUUAUCCACCUCCAGCCCAGCCCGCUGCUGCGCCCGACGCUCCCUGUUUGGGACCUUCUCCCUGCCUGGACCCCUACUAUUGCAACAAGUUUGACGGUGAGAACAUGUAUAUGAGCAUGACAGAGCCGAGCCAGGACUAUGUGCCAGCCAGCCAGUCCUAUCCUGGUCCAAGCCUGGAAAGUGAAGACUUUAACAUUCCGCCAAUCACACCUCCUUCCCUCCCCGACCACUCGCUGGUGCACCUGAAUGACGUGGAAUCCAGUUACCAUUCCCUGUGUCACCCAAUGAACCAUAAUGGCCUGCUACCAUUUCACCCACAAAACAUGGAGCUCCCUGAAAUCACCGUCUCCAACAUGCUGGGCCAGGAUGCAGGGCUGCUUUCUAACUCCAUUUCUGUGAUGCCAGAUAUACGGAAUCCAGAAGGAGCUCAGUACAGCUCCCACCCUCAUAUGGCAGCCAUGAGGCCCAGGGGUCAGCCUGCAGACAUCAGGCCACAGCCAGGAAUGAUGCCACAUGGCCAGCUGACCACCAUCAACCAGUCACAGCUAAGUGCUCAGCUUGGUUUGAACAUGGGAGGAAGCAACGUUCCCCACAACUCGCCAUCUCCACCUGGAAGCAAGUCUGCAACUCCCUCACCAUCCAGUUCAGUGCAUGAAGAUGAAGGCGAUGAGACCUCAAAGAUUAAUGGUGGAGAGAAGCGGCCUGCCUCUGAUAUGGGGAAAAAGCCAAAAACUCCCAAAAAAAAGAAGAAGAAGGACCCUAAUGAGCCUCAAAAACCUGUGUCUGCCUACGCGUUAUUCUUUCGUGAUACCCAGGCUGCCAUCAAGGGCCAAAAUCCAAAUGCUACUUUUGGUGAAGUCUCUAAAAUUGUGGCUUCAAUGUGGGACGGUUUAGGAGAAGAGCAAAAACAGGUCUAUAAAAAGAAAACUGAGGCUGCAAAGAAGGAGUACCUGAAGCAACUAGCGGCCUACAGAGCUAGUCUCGUAUCCAAGAGCUACAGUGAACCUGUUGACGUGAAGACGUCUCAGCCUCCUCAACUGAUCAGUUCAAAGCCGUCCGUGUUCCAUGGGCCCAGCCAGGCCCACUCGGCUCUGUACCUAAGUUCCCACUAUCAUCAACAGCCAGGAGUGAAUCCUCACCUCACUGCCAUGCAUCCCAGCCUCCCCAGGAACAUCGCCCCCAAGCCGAAUAACCAAAUGCCAGUGACUGUGUCCAUAGCGAACAUGGCCGUGUCCCCCCCACCCCCACUCCAGAUCAGCCCGCCUCUUCACCAGCAUCUCAACCUGCAGCAGCACCAAACUCUGGCCAUGCAGCAGCCCCUUGGGAACCAGCUCCCCAUGCAGGUCCAGGCUGCCUUACACUCUCCCACCAUGCAGCAAGGAUUUACUCUUCAACCCGACUAUCAGACUAUUAUCAAUCCUACAUCUACAGCUGCACAAGUUGUCACCCAAGCAAUGGAGUAUGUGCGUUCGGGGUGCAGAAAUCCUCCCCCUCAGCCGGUGGACUGGAAUAAUGACUACUGCAGUAGUGGGGGCGUGCAGAGGGACAAAGCACUGUACCUUACCUGAGAAUCUGAACACCUUUCUUUCCACUGAGGAAUUCAGGGAAGUCUUUUCAUCAUGGAUUGCUUUGUACAGUCAAGGCAGUUCUUCAUUUUAUUAGAAAAAAUACAAGUUGCUAAGCACUUAGGACCAUUUGAGCUUGUGGGUCACCCACUCUGGGAGAAAUAGUCAUGCUUCUUUAUUAUUUUUUUAACCCUUUAUGGACAUUGUUUUUCUUCUUCCCUGAAGGAAAUCUGGACCAUUCAGAUUUUAUGUUGGUUUUUGCUGUGAAGUGCUGCGCUCUAGUAACUGCCUUAGCAACGGUAGCUGUCUCCGAUUACAGUCCUGGAUUUUCCAUUGGUUUUCAUAAUGGGUGUUUAUAUGAAACUACUAAAGACUUUUUAAAUGGCUUGAUGUAGCAGUCAUAGCAAGUUUGUAAAUAGCAUCUAUGUUACACUCUCCUAGAGUAUAAAAUGUGAAUGUUUUUGUAGCUAAAUUGUAAUUUGAAACUGGCUCAUUCCAGUUUAUUGAUUUCACAAUAGGGGAUAAAUUGGCAAACAUUCAUAUUUUUACUUCAUUUUUAAAACAAUAAAUAGUUCUAUAUUUUCAAAAUAUUCGAAAUUAAAAAUUAUUCCCAAUGAUUUUAAUUUAAAAGCAAAUUGGCUUUGUCUCAUUAAUCAGACAAAAAUAAAUAAAUAAACCUAGUGUUAAGGGAAGCGCAAACACAUUUAUUUUGUACCGCUUUUUUUGUAUCACUUUUUGUGUAAUGGCUAGUAAAAUGUCAUUUAAGUCCUUUCAUGUAUAAAAUUGCCAAAAGCUUACCUGGUAUUUUAUUAGAUGCAGAAACCGAUUGGAAACAGCUAAAUUAUAACCUCUCUAUAUGGCCGUGUAUCAUUGUUUCUUCAUACUGUGUCUGUAUUUAAUCUUUUUUUAUGGAACCUGUUGCGCCUAUUUAUGAAAUAAUAAAUAUAGGUGUUUGUAAGUAAAUUUGUUAGUAUUUGAAAGAGGUUUCUUUGAUGUUUUAACUUUUGCUGGCAAAAAAAAAAAUUCACGCUUGGUGUGAAUACUUUAUUAUUUAGUUUUUACAGUGACAUGAAUAAAGCCAAACCUGCCUUUCAUUUAGCAGCAAAUUAAAGUCACCAAUCUUUAUUUCUGCAUUUCUUUGGUUAAUACAAACAAAAAACUUUUAUAUUUAAGAACUCUCUUUCUUUGUCUGAUAUAAUGGAAUUGCCCCAAAGUCACACCAGCUCUAAGACCACACAAACUCAUGAGUCCUCUGUCUCAAAGAGGGGGUUUCUUGCUUCUCAGUUGGUUCUAGUCAAUUCUAAAACCUCCCUCCCCCGCCACC
Otolemur garnettii (small-eared galago) is the source of this 3125-nucleotide messenger RNA. RefSeq names its product thymocyte selection associated high mobility group box (gene TOX). Lineage: Eukaryota; Metazoa; Chordata; Mammalia; Primates; Galagidae. The coding region runs from base 224 to 1804 and encodes 526 amino acids. The record is from RefSeq and is a predicted model, not a curated record. Gene Ontology annotation, biological process: regulation of transcription by RNA polymerase II; leukocyte differentiation. Gene Ontology annotation, molecular function: chromatin DNA binding. The transcript is spliced from 9 exons. Gene Ontology annotation, cellular component: nucleus.